This is a messenger RNA of Salmo salar (Atlantic salmon), 6471 nucleotides long. Its product is annotated as golgin subfamily A member 2. Gene Ontology annotation, biological process: Golgi organization. Gene Ontology annotation, cellular component: cis-Golgi network; Golgi cis cisterna; Golgi apparatus. Lineage: Eukaryota; Metazoa; Chordata; Actinopteri; Salmoniformes; Salmonidae. The record is from RefSeq and is a predicted model, not a curated record. Gene Ontology annotation, molecular function: protein binding.
GGUCAGUUAUUAACAUCUUUUGAAGUAUUCCCGAGGGAGCUCUUGCGCCCCUAGCGGCAAGAUACCUUCUCGCGUCACCGACUGUUCCCAAAUUGUUGACGUGGUGUGGUUCGCUACCGGACGUGAAGGAUGGCCGACCAGAGCAGGCAAAUUAAACUCGCCGCAGCCAAGAAAAAGCUGAAGGAGUUUCAGCAGAAGAGUUCUCCUGCCAGUGGAGGAGGGGGUGGAAAUGGAGGAGGACCAGGUGCCAAGAAGAAGAAGGGAGGGAGCCAACCAGACACACCCUCAGCUGACCUACACUCUCCAGACAAUAUUCAGAGUAUUCUGAAAGUUCGUAGUCAGACCAAUGGAUUAGCUCUGUCUCCCUUUGGCAACAGCCAGGCCCACGUUGAUGGGGAGGUGAGAAGGUCCACUGUCACCCAGCUACUGGAGGACCCAAACGGAGAGGCCGGCCGCAGCUCCCCUGGUUCUAACCCUGCUAGCUCUAUGUCUGCUACUAACCCUGAGUGUGUCAGCCACGCCCACAACACUGACAUGCAGCAGAACUGCACACCUGACGCCAAUGGCAAUGAAAACCAUGUGGAUGAGAAUAGACCCCUUUCAUCCACAGAGAGCCUGCGGCAGCUCUCCCAGCAGCUCAACGGACUGCUCUCUGGGUCAUCCACCACCUAUGUAAAUGGAGACAGUGCUCCCUCGCCUGCCAAUGAAAAAGAACUGGAGAGUCGAAACCAGGAGCUGGCAACCGCACUGGACUCCAGCAACCUAACAAACUCUCAGCUCAGUACCAAGCUAGACCUGCUGACCAAGCAAUCUCAGGAGCUCACAGAUCAGCUGCAAAAGGAGCGAAAGGAGUUUGAACUUAAAUGUGUGAGGGAGCAAGGAGCCAUGCGAGAACAAUUACAGGUCCACAUCCAGACCAUCGGCAUCCUGGUGUCGGAGAAAUCAGAGCUGCAGACCGCACUGUCAUACACGCAGCAGGCUGCCCGCCAGAAAACAGGAGAGGCUGAGGAGCUGAGUAACCGUCUCCAGGCCACCAAACAGAGAGUCUCUGAGCUGGAGAGAACCCUGUCCUCCGUCUCCACACAACAGAAACAGUUUGACAAGCAUAACAAAGAGCUAGAGAGAGAGAGAGACAACCUGAGGCUAGAGGUGUACAGACUAAAUAGUGUGAGUGAGGAGAGGAGGCAGCAGAGUUCAGAGCUGUCAGAGCAGCUCAAGCUGAGGGUGAGUGAGAACAGCGCUAUGAGACUGGACCUGGAUGAACUGCGCAAGAGACUGGAGAUGGCUGACGUCAUGCUGCAACAGUUUUCCAGUCAGUCAGGGCCUCCCAGUGCCAACCAGCAGAUGCAGUUACUACUGGAGGAGAAAUUACAGAUUGAGGCGCACACUGCUCAGUUAAUGGAGUCGGUGGCCCAGCUGCAAACAGAGAGAGACCGCUACGCUGAGCAGAUCCAGGAGGAGGGACGAGUAUGGAAGGACAAGACAGAGCAGCUGCUCUCUCAGGUGACACUAGUAGCAGAGGAGAGAGACAGGAGCAUCAGUCAGAUCCAGGAGCUAGAAGCCCACAUCACAGACCUGAAGCACGCUGCAGCCCUUUUGUCCCAUGAGAGAGAGGCCCAGGUAGAUCCCCAGCCCUCAGGGCCCUCAGAGAGUGAACUGGCCCUCCAGGAAGCCCUCAGCAGCCUGCGGCAGGAGAGAGACUCUCUCAACACACAGUUCCAGGCCCAGCUACGUGACAACGAGCAGCUGAGUCGUAUGUGCUCGGAGCAGGAGUCCCGUCUCUCGGAGCUGGAGCGCCAUGCGGAGCGCGGGGCCGAGGAUGCAGAGGACCGCAGGCGCAUGCUGGAGGACGUGCAGAGUGACAAGGCCACCAUCAGCCGCGCCCUGGCCCAGAACCGCACCCUUAAAGACCAGCUGGCUGAGUUGCAGAACGGCUUCGUCAAACUGACCAAUGAGAACAUGGAGCUGACCACUGCUCUGCAGUCAGAGCAUCACGUCAAGAAGGAGCUGGGACGCAGGAUGGGACAACUACAGGAGGACCUGCACAACUUCAAGGAGCAGUUGGAGCUGAAGUCUCAGGAGUACCAGGCGCUGCUGGAGCAGCGGGACCAGAUAGUGGCCCACCUACAGCAGUACUCUGCAGGCUACACGGCCCUGGCAUCAGAGCGGGAGCAGCUCCAUAGACAGUACCUGCAGCAGAGCCAGCUGAUGGACCAGCUGCAGCAUGACGAGACCCAUGGAAGGGUUCAACUGGAGAUGAGCCACAAACAGCUGGAGCAAUACCAGGAGAGGCUGGAGCGGUUGUCCAGAGACAACGAGCAGCUGAAGGCUGAAGUCACAGAGCUGCUCAACAGCUCAUCCCUGGCCACACCCCCCAGAGACCAGGGAGACGGAGUGGAGAGCCAAUCCCUGCCAGAAAGCCCACAGAAGUCCUCCAUCGCUAUCCCAGAAGACUUUGAGAGCCGGGAAGAGAUGGAGGAGUUUGUGCGCGAUGCAGUGGCGCGUGUGGAGGCAGAGAGAGAUGAGGUGAGGAGCAAACUGGAGGAGGAGAGGAGACUGCACCUCGCAGCCCGUCGCCAGGCUGCAGCACCCAGCAUGGAGUACCAGCACCACAGUCAUGACCAUGAACACAACCAUGACCACGGUCACAGCCACGACCACACUCACAGCCAUGAUGACCACAGUCACUGUGAACACACAGUCUCAGGUUCAGAGGGCGUCCCAGUGGAGGUACACGAGGCCCUGUGUGUUGCCAUGGAGAAGCUCCAACACCGCUUCACCUCUCUGAUGCAGGAGAAGGCUGACCUGAAGGAGAGGGUAGAGGAGCUGGAACACCGCUGUAUACAGCUGUCUGGAGAGACUGAUACUAUAGGAGAGUACAUUGCCCUGUACCAGAACCAGAGAGCUGUCAUGAAGCAGAAACACAUGGAGAAGGAGCAGUACAUCAGUAUGUUGGCCCAGGACAAAGAGGAGAUGAAGGCCAAACUGGCAGAGCUGCAGGACCUGGUCAUGAGGUUGGUGGGUGAGAGGAACGAGUGGUACAGCCGCUAUGCUGGGGUGGUGGCUAGCGAUGACACUACAGCUAACCCUGACCUGCUGCCAGCUGAGGAGGACCAUGUCCAGGCUCACCACGCACACAGACGCAUGGAGCUCAAUGCUGUGGACGGACAAGAAUCUAUGGAUCUAAGUAAAGCUGUGGAGUCUGACUCCUCCACCCCUGAUACCCCUCACAUUGCACCGUCAGACUUGGGCCAGAGGCUCCCCCCAGAUUCCCAGGCUCUGAUGAGGCCCCAGGAGGACGGCACAGCCAGGCAGAUCAUGCAGCUGCUCCAGGAGAUCCAGGGGCCCCGCUCCGUGCCCUUCCUGGGGGACAAUCCCUGCAUCCCCUUCUUCUACCGGCCUGACCAGCAGGACGAAGUCAAGAUCCUGGUGGUCUGAUGAUGAGACUAUGGAGCCAACUGGCAACGUUGGUUUGGAUCCCUGGCAAUGUUGAACGAUCUCUGAACACACACAGCAUUCCACCACGUCACACUUAGGUCAUCUAGGAUUACAUGUACACACACUUCUGGGUAUACGGUCUCGCACACAUGCGCUCACUCUCCCCCGACAAAUUCAAGUUUCUGGAGAGUUUGUUUACGCUCUCUUUCUCACACACCAUUUGAGUCCUUGGCGGGUCUCACAUGCAGUUUAUUAUUCACUGGACACUAGGGCUGGGGAUUGCUCACGAUAUCACAUUAUCACAAUACCUAGGUGUCGAUACGAUAUGUAUUGUGAUUCAUAUUGUUCACCAUAUGUCUGCUGCAGAGAGACGAGAGACCCAUAAGAAAAUUAGUUUUGAUCAGUCAGGGAAAUAAGUGCUGAAAUAUGUUGGUUCACUAUUUAAAAAGGAUAACAAGCUAGCGACUAGCACUAGCUAACGCUACGUACAGCAUAUUUAAAUUCAUUCUUGGAGUCAAAUAUCGAUAUUUCGUCCCAAAAUAAUAUGUAACUGUAUCGAUCUCUUCACCCCCCAAAAUCACUACUGGACACAGAUAGUGACUUAAGCACAUGAACUCCUUGUCUGGCUGCCUUCCUCUCCUUGUCUACUUCCUCCUCCGUUGCAGCCUCCUUACUUGCAGUGUUUGUGUCAAUUCAUUUUCUGAUCUCUCUCCUCUAUUCCCUAACCACCACCUCUCUCCCCCUCCCCUUAUGCAAUAAAAUAUCUGUUCCCUCAGUCAUUGUCUAUUGAAGGAGAAAUGAAGGCUUUGAGUGAAGUUAGCAGCAAUAGUAUGUGUGCGUGCAUGGACUACUCUCACAGGAUCCUCAUUCACAAUGUGUGUCUGAUUCUGGAGAACUGGGAUAGUCUGUGUUUGGUAGUGGAGACGGACAAGGCUUGGUUUUGCCCUGUGGGCUUUUUCUCGAUUAAUUUCCUUGUCUCUUUUCCUCCAUGACAACCGAUGGGCAAUAAGACAUACUCUGGCAUUUGGUCAUGAAUGGAAGGAGACUGAUGCACAGCCCGUGGUAGGUGUUGGUGUGUUCUAUGGCAGUGGAGGGAGUGUUGUCAGUGAAGCAGAUGGAGUAGUGAAGGUCAGUAUCAAUUCAGGCUAGAGCCUUGGCCUAACUGGGGAGAAAGCAAGUCAGGAAAGCAUUGGUAAAGACACUAGCAUUUGGUGCAAGUUUGCGCUGUUCACUUAAUUUCUAAGUCGUUUACUUCUAAGUAGGGGAACACAAUUACGUCAUAGGAAAGAGGAACGUGCUCUCCCCUACAUUUACCUUGUCUAUCCACCCUCUUCCAUUUGGGAACACUGAAAUCUGAGCACACGUAUCUACAGUAGAGCUUUCUCUUAUGCCAAUGAGCCAGUCACUUGUAUUCCCCUAGUUGCUCUGUGUUUAUUUAUUUGAUGUCCCAUUUCAUGGCAUUUUCAUGUCAUCUCUUGUUUAUCAAUUGUUCAAUUCCAUUGUGCUUGUUGUCCCUCUACAUAUCAUUGAUAUGAAGUUGCUCCAUUUGAGACUGGAUGAAGAUUGGAUCAUUUAUCACAGACACACAAUCUCAAUUGUAGCCCUAAUGAUCUGAAUGGAAGUGGUCUCUUCUCUCUAGUUUCAUGGGCUUUUGUUGUAGGUUAUUGCACUAAAAUUGUACAGAGCUUCUACUAAAAUCCUGUCCCAUCUCACUUAUUUUUUGGACAGUAGUUUUUCUAUGGUAGACCCAUUCUAGGCAUUUGAUUUCUGUGCUUGGAGCCCUAUGAUGUCAUGUGUGCUCUUUGGCACAUCUGGGCCGAGGGUUCCACUCAAAGCUAACGAAUGGAGACUAAAGCUUGUGUGUUGAAGUGACUGAGCGAGAGUGUGUGCACUAGGAGGAUGUACAGGUAUGUACAUAUAGUGUUGUAUUAAUUCUAGUAACACAAGGCAGAGGCAAUGGGGGUUAAGUUCUGCUGUUUGAUUGGAAGGUCCUCCUGUUUUUGGAGAAACGUCCCAUGAUGGGGAUGUGUGUGUGUGUGUGUACUCAUAAUAUUUGUUGAUUUUGGAUUUUGAGGCUUCCGUAGUGUCUUUGUUGUUGACUACCGAUGUCAGAUUUUUUAUUCAAGAAUGGAAGUCUUUAAUGAUAAGUCAAUUGAUUAUCCCUAAACUUAAUGAAAAGCAAAAACAGUCUGAAAAAUAGUAAGAUGGUUUUUGAUGAUGCUAUGUGAAAUGUGUUCGAUCAGAUAUGAGGAAAGUAGUGGUUGUGGAGGAAGUUUUCAGGUCUGUAGAGGUGUGUGUGAUAGUGUUUGUACUUGGUCUGCAUUAGUCGCUGAACCAACUCUAUCCUGAAGCGCAGCACUUUUUGCUGUAGGACUUGACAUGGUUUCUGUUGAAAGUGAAUGUACCGUUACCCCAAUCUGAAUUCAAUUCCUGGCUUAGCAUUCUCUUUUACUUAUGAAAAAUAUUGUCAUUUAAAAAAAGUUAACUUUUGUUUUGGGAGGAGUAAAACCAAGAGAAAAUAUUUUUGAAUCAUUUAAAAUGCCAUUAUUUUGACGGUGACGAGAUACAAGUAAUAGAUUAAACUGAUUCACCCCACUUUCUAAUUCACUGUUUCUUUUGAAUGGAUAUGUGUGAUUGAACAGAUGUUAGACAGUUGAAAGUUUUCUGUUGUAAAGGAGCUGUAUAUACUGUAACUGUGUAAGAUAUUGUACAGUAUAUUCAUUCUGCCUGGUGUGGGAAUAAAGGUAAUGGCUGUAGUGUUGCUAACAGCCCAGAGCGUUUGUCUGUCUGUCCGUUUGUGUGAGCAAUUGUUGGCUUCAGGACCCACAGCUGAAGUGAAGUGGUAGGGGUGAUGUCUUUGUAUUAAAUCAAAGGUUAACUAAAUUAAAAUCUAUUUGGAAUAAUUUAUCUAAACUAAUCCGUUUUAAUGCAAUGUAGGAUGUUGAAGGAUUGUUCCAACACUGCAUUUCUGUUGUGAUUUCUCCUGUAAGAUUUAUUUUCUCCCCUCCUAAAUAAAAUUGAUUGAGCAAAGUA